AUGUACUACAAAAAGCAGGCUGUUGUCGUCGGCUUACUUCUGCGACUCCAGCAUGUUUGGGCCGCCCCCCAAGGAACCAAGGUGCUGACAGCCCGAGCAGAGCCAGCCAACUUUACUGCCAACCCAAGUAUUGGUGGCGGCGGUACCAUUUUCAAAGACUCAGCGCAUUUCCGUCUCUACAACAACACGGGCUCCGAAGAGAGCACCGACAUUGCCUUGGCUCACCUAGAGGCAUCCUACGACUGCUACAUUGUCGGAUUGGGAUACCGGUCCACGGGUCUUUCGUACUACGAUGAGGAUGACACUGGGCCCUGGACCAAGACCAAUGUUUACUACUCCCCAGACAUCGAUGCGGGGGGUCUGAUGAAUACAGACUGGGAGACCGGCCUAGGCUGGCUCCAAAUAAAUCCCAAGUACAUAAAUGAUGCCGGCUACCUGUCUCAUGAGUAUGGCCACAUUGUUACGCAUUCUCAGAAGAGAUGGGUCGACCAGGAUAACACCAGCGCGUGGUGGGAGACUUGGGCGAAUUGGUUCGCUGACACGUACAAAACGUCCGACAUAUGUGCUGCCGCCCGCGCGGCACACGGCCGGCCAGUUGAUAAGACGGAAUUCUAUCCUGAUGUAACCGUGGGCAAUUCUCACCUACCGAUUGUGGUCGGCGGCACCAACGGCAACUUGUAUCGAGCAUGGCCGUUCAUGACGUACCUGACAACCAACCUUGACAACAUCCCCAAUGCUGGCUUAGAUAUCAUGCGUCAGAUAAACGUUCAAUACCGUUCUGGUAGUGGUGAAACCCCGCUUCACACUCUCCAGAGAAUUCUCGGGCCUAUCGGUCCAAUCGUUGGUCGCUACUGGUCUCGAAUGGCCUACGUGGACAUUGAUAAUCCCGUAGCCCGCGAGUACUUUUGGCAGAAAUACAGCAAUCUCACAUUUGACAACGUUGACCAAACUGGAAACGGGAGCUACACCGUCAAGCCAGCCCGGAGCCCUGGCUACAUGGGGGCCAGCAUGAUCCCAUUGAACGUCACAGGCAGCAAUGUCCGUGUCGACAUUACAGCCAACGGUACCUACACAGCCUCGCUUGCUCUUUUCAACGGAAAGACGAAUGCAACUCGUUACGUUGAUGUCGUUGAGACAGCAACAACUGGCGUCUCCGCUGACGAAGAGGUAACGCUUGUUGUUGCUAACACCCCUGAGGAGUUAAUCACUUACAACGGAUAUGAACCGAUACCUGAACUGUACUAUGGCCUUGAUUUUACAUUUAGGCUUUGCGGGGCCACUGCUUAA
Molecule: messenger RNA, 1287 nt
Organism: Clonostachys rhizophaga
Lineage: Eukaryota; Fungi; Ascomycota; Sordariomycetes; Hypocreales; Bionectriaceae
Source: the annotation of a GenBank genome assembly